Messenger RNA from Eurytemora carolleeae, 3452 nucleotides. Its product is annotated as leukocyte receptor cluster member 8 homolog. The transcript has 5 exons. Gene Ontology annotation, cellular component: nucleus. NCBI's taxonomy places the organism in Eukaryota, Metazoa, Arthropoda, Copepoda, Calanoida, Temoridae. The record is from RefSeq and is a predicted model, not a curated record. Bases 712 to 2691 code for a protein of 659 amino acids.
AAACAAAAUGAAUCAGUUCGUUCAAGCUAGUCCACUUUUUAAAUAAUAGUUCAUCUCCUUGGACCAGAAUACCAGCUGAAAAGUGGAUCUUCCAGUAGAGUCCAGCCAUAAUAUGAGCUGGACUCUACUCUGUAUGGGAUAAGCAGACGGAACUUUAUUGAAAUGUUAAGAAUAUUUCAAGUAUCUUUGUCGACCAGUUUCCUCAAUUUUCUGUAUUUUCUCUGUGAUAAUUUAUUAUAAGAAAAUUUAAUUUUGUUAGAUUAGUACUUCUUACUAUGGACUAAUAAUUUGCAAAUUCAGCCAGAGGGUCUCAGAACAAGUGUUAAAGGGUGUCCCAACAAGAAUUAUUAAAGAUGUCCCAUUUUAUAUUUUAAAAGGGGUUCAAUUCAUGCAAAAUUUAUAAAGGAUGUCUUUGGAAAAAGAAAAGUGGCCCAGAAUACAUAAUCAAGGAUGUCUUCGAUACAAGAUACAUAAACUUGCAUUUAUUAUGGGUUAGAUGAAAUCAACUUUAAGUUUCAACCUUUUUUUUAACACCAUGAACUGCAAUACACCAAGAUUAAUAUCUCACUUAUUUUGUCAUGAAAACCAUAUUUAAUAGAAAUUUAAUGAUAACUUAUAUUUUGAUUUUUUCACUUAUUUAUAUUCUUUAUAAAGGUAUAUUUGUACUGAUCCUUAAUUUUCCUAACAAUACUGUAUUCCAACAAGUGUAGCAUGUACUGUACUGUGUUACAGAUAAAAAUGCAUAGAGGGCGAGGUGGUGGCCCAGCUUGGGGUCAACAGAACCCCUGGAGCGGAUAUGGAUAUAAUGGUCCUCCUCCUCCGGGUUGGGGAGGUGGUCCACCGGGAUGGGCGGGACCAGGAGUUCCUGGGUGGGGUGGUGGUCCAGGAUUUGGUCCUAGAGGACCCUGGAUGGGACCUAGGAUGGGUGGGCCGGGGCCGGCGGCGUUUGGAAAUUGGAAUCAGGAGUUUCCGCCGCUAGGGGGUCCGCCAGGGGAGGUGGAGGCACCCCCGGGAGAGGAAGCGGUUCCUGUUCCUGGUCAGGAACCUGGGAUACCAGGGGAGGAGGGUGGUGCAGGUGCACCGGCACCUGUACAAGGGUUUGAUCAGGAUCAAAUUGUGGAGGGAUAUGGAGGUGGAAUGUGGGGUGGAUAUGAGGAAGGGUAUGGGGAAGGGUAUGGGGGCGGUGCUCCCCCUGGAUUUGGAGGGCCCGGAUUCGGGGGUGCAGGGUAUGGUGCGGGAGCUUGGGGUGGGAACGCUGGGUAUGGGUAUCAAGGGUUCAACAAUCAAGGUAAGAAGAAGAAUAAGAACAAGAACAAGGAGGCUGCUACUCCUGUUAAGCCUACAGAAGCAGCUAAACCUCCUGCUAACACUUCUCCUAAUGUAACACCUUCUAAAAAAGUAGAAGAGGUUAAAUCUCUAAAUCCUGAGGACUGGCCUCCAGCCUUGAAAGCCUAUGUAUCCCGGUGUUUUGAACAGUGUAUGACUGAUGUAGACAAGGAUCAGGUUCAGAUUAUCCUGAAAGGAAAAAUAACUGCAGCGGCCAGCUCGAACACACUCUGGACAAAGAACUGGGAGGAAGAAGCUCUACCCUCUACCCUAAGCUCUAAGCUCUCAUCACACCUCGGAGAUACGUCCAGUCGAGGGAAGGUUUUUCGGGGUGGAGCACGGGGGCGAGGAGCUCUCUUGGCUAGAACAGGACGGAAAGAUAUAUUUAAUAAGAAGAAGGAAAAUGAUGUUAAACAGCCCGACUUUGGUCGGAAUCCAAACAUGGUUCCAAUUGGUAAAGGUGGGAAAAGAGAAAAAGUCCCAUAUUUCUAUACUAACCCUCUGCAAAUGGAAUUGGAGGGUGAUAUUGGCGGAUCAGCUAAGAAGAUGAAAAGAGCGGCAAGGUUCGCCGGAGAAUCCCCUCCCCCUGCCCGGAGAAAAACCUUGAACUUGGCGUCGUUAAACGACAAGUUGUUGAAGACGGAUGAGAGUUGGGAGGACAGGGAUGGGAUUGACUGGGAGCAAAUGCAUAUUGUUGGAACAUGUACAAAGUUGGAGAAACAGUUCCUUAGACUCACAGAAGCUCCUGAAGCUCACAAGGUAGGUUCCUGUUGGGCAAACUCAUGGAGGCACAUUUAUACCAAAAGAUUAUUUUCUCCGAUUGUUUAUGAGACGCAUGCGCGAGUAGCUCUUGAGAAGGGAGAUUUUACCGAGUUUAACCAGUGUCAGUCCCAGCUGAAGAUGCUGUACCAGGAGGUUGGGGGAGAGAACAGGCUUGAGUUCACGGCAUACAGGAUCCUUUACUAUAUGUACACAAUGGAGGUCUUAGAUAUAAUGUCUGCGCUGGCUUCUUUGAGUGCGGAGGAGAAAAAGGAUGAAUGUAUUCGUCAUGUGAUUCAGCUCAGAGACUCCUGGAGUCAAGGAAACUAUGUCAGGUUCUUCAAGCUGUACAGUACUGCACCUAAGAUGUCCGGUUACCUCCUGGACUGGUUUAUUGAGCGGGAACGUAAACGCGCGCUCACAACUAUAAUCAAAGCAUAUCGGGUUGGGAUCCCUGUAGAAAAUGUGAUGAAGUCUAUAUCAUGUAGUAAAGCGGACUGGAGUAAAUUCAUCGAACCCUACCCUCUCUCCUUCACGGACAAGAAGAAGGACGUUCUGGACUGCAAGACGAGUAUGGGAGCCUUGCCUCUCACAAAAGCAACGUAGUGGGACUCUGACCAAUCAAUCAAUCAAUAUUUGGUUUUCAUCAAUAUCUUCCGAUAGUCUUGACGCAUCGAACCCAUUCGAAGAUCAUCACUUCAAUCAUCAACCUUUUUAUUAUUUAUGAGUAGGUUCUGCCCAUUCAUUUCAACACCAUUCAAGUCAUUUAUUCAAGUUGUCAGCUAAAUUAUAAUUAUCUUGUUCAUCAGCAUGCUCAAUUCCUUCUAUUCAACCAGUAAAGGCGCGGUCUUGCAGUACCUGGAACAUCUCAAAAGAAUCCACGACAUGGGACACCGCUGUUUUUCCAAGACCUGCGUAAAUCAAAUAAGCUUCGGCGUCCUAACAUUAAUGUUAAUUAGGUGUAUCUGUCAUUGCUGACAAUAUCUUGAAGAUACCUCAACAUGUGACGGUAUUAGACUCCCUCAAGAUAAUUCAUGGUGGUCGGAGAAUCAUACUCAGCGAACCCUGAUUUUGUUCUACAAAUGGAAUUCCUUUAACGACAGUUCCUUCCCCCCUUUCCCCUGUCUGUUCCUUUUCCCUUUCCAUUUGUAGAUUUCAGGGUUUCUUAUCUCCGGCCCAGAUGGAGGUCGGAUUAAUGAAUUAAUGAAGGAGGGACGACAUGUCCCCCAGCCCGUACUAAUUAAUUAAACCUAUAUAAUUUAUCUUUAGGUGUAAUUUUUCUAAAUUAAACUUAAUGAAAUGUACUCUGCUUGUUCUAGGUACCAGAAUCCAUAGGAAGAGAAAAAUAAAAUGUUUGAAUUGUUUAA